Ustilaginoidea virens is the source of this 876-nucleotide messenger RNA. RefSeq lists its product as uncharacterized. The record is from RefSeq and is a predicted model, not a curated record. Bases 1 to 876 code for a protein of 291 amino acids. NCBI's taxonomy places the organism in Eukaryota, Fungi, Ascomycota, Sordariomycetes, Hypocreales, Clavicipitaceae. The transcript has a single exon.
AUGUCGCUGUCCCGUGCCUUCACGACUCGCCGACUGCGACAAGGCAGCGACCUCGGCGACAGCAUCAAGAUGCCUCAACGCAGCAACACCGUCACCAGGCCGGUGCCGCCCAACAUCCGCGACAUCAUCUCGGCUCCCGUGCAGCUCAUACACACGACCAACAUGCUGUCCUACAAUGCGCCCGACAUCCCUCGCGCGGCUCGCAGCAACUCCAGAAAGAGCAGCAAUUCUGGCUCGGAUGCCGAUUCACAAACCACUGCGGAUACCACGCCGCCCACCAGUCCCGACGUCUCUUCACCGCAGCCGAAUCACCUGUCGUGCUACUUCAAGACUGGUGCAUCUCCCUUGACAGCAUUGAUGAGCGACGCGGAACCGCCCGCCAUUCCGAAGCGCUCCCCGUCUCACACCAAGAAGAAUUCGUACGAGGCCAUCGCUCACCAGCGGUCCGUUUCUCGUAAAUCCCGCGAGUCUGAUCGGUCCAUGUCCAUCAGAAGCGGUCUAGCCUUCUCUCGCUCACCAUCGACGACGUCAACGAGAGCUUCAUCAGUCUCGCACGCCUCAGUAUCUUGCUCGCGGAAGCAAGUCGCCACGCCACCGCCUCCUUGCCAAGAGCCGUCUCCGGCAGCGUUUUCGCCGGUGCAGCCCAGCAAGGACACGCAUCCCUUUGGACAAGAGUUGGCGCAGGUCACGGAGCUCGCUGAAGAGUACGUCAACAGCAGCCGCCUAUGCGUAAUCGACGAAGAGCAGCAGUACCUCACCAGCCGCGGCCUUUGCAAAUUCAGCCCAAGCGACUACAUGAGCGCCAUUCAAGAUGUAGCCGGCACUUUUUUUCCCGAACGAAUUCACGCCACGUCUACCACCCCUCUUUGGAUUUAA